Drepanopeziza brunnea f. sp. 'multigermtubi' MB_m1 is the source of this 1170-nucleotide messenger RNA. RefSeq lists its product as uncharacterized. Gene Ontology annotation, molecular function: hydrolase activity. NCBI's taxonomy places the organism in Eukaryota, Fungi, Ascomycota, Leotiomycetes, Helotiales, Drepanopezizaceae. The record is from RefSeq and is a predicted model, not a curated record.
AUGACAGAGUCGAAACUUUGUAAGACCAGGUUCGUCAUUCUCUCAGAUACCCACAAUGCCCUCCCAGGAGGUGCAUUCAAGCUUCCUAAGGGCGACGUCCUGAUACAUGCUGGGGACAUGACCAACCAGGGCUCCUAUUCAGAGCUGCUGAAAACCGUCCAAUGGCUCGAGGAAGCAGAUUUCGAAGCAAAGAUUGUCAUUGCAGGAAACCAUGACAUUACACUCGACUCGGACUUCUAUUCUCAGUACGGUCUACACUUUCACAACCAAGACCCACAGGAUACAGCAAGAUGCCAAGCGCUGUUGGACAACUCCCCCUCUGUUCUGUGGCUGAAGCAUGAAGCUGCCGUAGUCAAACUCAAAUCGCCGUCUGGUCCUCACACAGGUUUCAAGAUAUUCGGGUCGCCUCUCUCUCCGGCAGAUGGCAUGUGGGCAUUUGGAUAUAGAGUACAAGAGGCGGCACAGAUUUGGGAAAAUAUACCUCUGGACUCGGACAUUGUCGUAACACAUACUCCUCCAAAACAUCAUUGUGAUGAAAGAAAAGACCGCAGAGCUGCGGGAUGCGGAGCCUUACGGAAUGCACUUUGGAGAGUCAGGCCACGGAUGGCGAUCUGUGGGCAUGUGCAUGAAGGUCGAGGCGUGGAGCGUGUGCGCUGGGAUUUAUCAGGGCCGAAUAUCAAGUUCAAAGAAGGCACGGUGGAGCGAUGGGAAGAUCCGGGCUUGAAUAACAAGAAAAUCUCGUUGGUUGAUCUCACAAUCAAGGGACGAAAGCCUAUCGAUAACGAUGGGUUUGCCGGGGAUUUUGCAUCACAUGCGCGAAAUACGGGUGCCACGGCUAUCCAAUUCCCUGGGCCGGCUCUGGUUAUGGCCGAAGAAAAGCUGGGGGUCUCGCACUGGUCACAACCACGGCCCGCUACAGAACCGAGACUUUCACCGAUGACAGCAAGUCUGCUUGCUGCUCUGCCAGACCUACCACCUGCCACUCGUGGUCAAGGAGGUGUUCCCCCUUCCCCGAGGUGCGAUUUGGAGGCUUUAUCUGGCAGGAUGGGUCGUCGGGAGACAUGCAUCAUUAACGCAGCUAUCGUGAAGUCAAGCUGGCCGCAUGCGGGUGGAAGGAAGUUUAAUAAGCCCAUAGUUGUGGACAUAGAUUUGCCCGUUUGGGAAAAAUAA